Messenger RNA from Anoplopoma fimbria (sablefish), 7996 nucleotides. Its product is annotated as nesprin-2-like. Gene Ontology annotation, cellular component: membrane. The record is from RefSeq and is a predicted model, not a curated record. Bases 37 to 6657 code for a protein of 2206 amino acids. NCBI's taxonomy places the organism in Eukaryota, Metazoa, Chordata, Actinopteri, Perciformes, Anoplopomatidae. Gene Ontology annotation, molecular function: protein binding. The transcript has 41 exons.
GAGGAGGCUGAGCGACACCACCUGCCUGCCUCCCUCAUGCAGCAGGCCUCACAGCUGCAGGAUGAGCUGGACGGCUCUCUGGGUGGUGUUCGCUCCCGCUGUGAGGAGCUGAAGACCAGUGUGGAGCUGCAGCAGCAGUACGAGCGGCUGGUCCACAGCCUGGAGGAGCUUCUGGCUCUGGGCUCAGAACGCCUCGCCCAGCGGCCUGACACCGAGCUGCACAGCAGAGCUCAGCUCCAGCAGCAGCUCAGCAGUCACACGAAGUUCUUCCAGUUCCUGGGCCACCAUUUGAAGAUCCUGCAGCAGCUGACCAAGAGAGUCCCAGAGAGCGCCCUCCAGAGGUGGGAGGGUGUAGUGAUGGGCCUGCAGGACGAGGUGGUUCGACUGCAGCAGCAGGGACUGGAGAAAGGGACCAGGAUGCAGGAAACGCUACAGGUGUGGUCGCAGUGGGAGGAGGACAGCGCCUGGUCAGACUCCCUGCUGAGAGCCAUUGAGACUUCGUUUCCCAAGAUGCACGAGGGGGGUAACUCUGAGAAUCAGAUAUCAGAGAGGCUCUCUGUUUACCAGGAGCAGCGUGGGGUUCUGGAGCAGAACGAGGCCCGGUUCAGUCGGAUGCUGGAGGCGGGGCUCUGGCUGCAGGUGGAGGGCUGCAGACGGGUGGGUGUGUCCACCAGCGAGAUGGAGGCCCGAUGGAGAGGCCUGCACAAGAAGGUGGAGCAACAACGCACCGAUGAAGAGAGGAGCAGGAAGCUGAGGAGCAGGUUUUCUCGUGACUCGGCUGUGCUAACUGACUGGGUGGGCCGGGCCAGAGAGCUCAUUGACAAAUACAGUCGGCUCUCAGCUGAGGAGGAGAUGGAUGAAGAGCAGAGGCGUGACCACUUCCUCCAGUCUGUGGCUUUGACCAAAGAGUUGGAGGCCAAAUCUGGACUGAAGGUGUCUGUGAUCGGUGCUGGAACCCAGCUGGUCUCCCAUAGACAUCUAGAGGACAAAGAGAGUUCACUAUCUCAGCCUUCAGACCCGGAUCUCUGCUCCGUCCAGUCCCAGCUCAGACAGAUAGAGCUGGACUGGUCCAGUCUGCAGGCCGAUGUUCCUGUCGUCCAACAAGCUCUGCAUAAGCGAUGGAUAGAGACGUUGACCCAGCAGGGGGCGCUGCUGGAGCUGCAGGGCUGGGUGGAGGCUGCUGAGUCCCGUCUGGAGGAGCAUCGCAGCAGAACCAACCAAACCUCCUCCACCAACGCUGAUCUGAGUCAGCUCCUGAAAUACUGCAAGGAGUGUCAGACAGAGAUGGCCAUCCAUCAGGCCACACUGGACUACGUGAGCCAGCCGUUACAGACCUGCAGUACUGAGGACGGACAGAGGUGGCGCAGUGAACACAACCGGUUUGCAGAAGAGCAGGGUCAGCUCAACCAUCAGUGGCUCAGUCUGCAGGAAACACUCAACUCUCAGCUCCAGGAGGUGGAGCAGGAGCUGAGGAGCAGAGUGGAGCGGGAGGCCCGACUGCAGCAGAUCAACAGCUGGAUCACAGAUCAGAACCUCUGGAUGGACUCGGCUCAGAAACCCAGCAGCCGGACGGAGCUGCAGAGGAGCAUCAACACCUGCCAGGAUCUUGAGGAGAAAAUCAGGCAGAAGUCUGCAGCUCUUCAGGAGUUAAGGGACAGACUUGAUGGAGGUGGAGGAGAAAACAGCGGCUGUCAUUUCAUCUCUCAGACGGAUAAAUCCAUCCAGGCCUGUGCAGCUCUCACACAGCAGCAUGACUCAGUAAUGAAGAGGCUGAUUCAGGCCCAGCAGCUGUGGGACUGUGUCCAGAAGCGACUGAGUCAGAUGAUGCAGAAAACAGCGACGGCAUCUCAGACUCUGGAUCAUCACAGCGGCCCUCCGCUCUGCCUGCAGGAGCACAGAGAUAUCCACGAAAAGCUGCAGCUUCUUCAUGAGGAGUCAGAAGCUUCAGAGACAGAGUGGGACGAAGUGAGUCAAAGCACCUCCUCCCUCAGAGACACCGUCAGUCCUGGUGCUGCUGCCGUCCUCACAGAGCAGCUGGACAGACGGAGAGACAGUUGGACGGCGGUGUCCACAGCGUUGGACCAGCGUCUCCAGAGGAGUCGGGGCGUCCUUCAGGUGUGGGAGGUCUACGACCGGCUGGCUGCGUCUUCCUCCCAGACGCUGCAGACGCUGCAGAGCGACGUCAGGUCUUCACUGAGAGGAGCGGCUGCAGACGAUGACACUGUGGAGCAGAUCGCUGAGAAGAUACACCAUGUUCAGAGUCUCCUGGAGAGGACAGACACUCUGCAGACCGACCUGCAGGGGGUGCUGGAGGCCUCCAAGGACUUAAGUGGCCACCUGGAACCUUCAGCUGCCGGUCUGGUCCAAUCAGAGAGCCGGCUGCUGUCACGUGGUGUUCAUCAGCUCAGUCAGAGGCUGACGAGGAGGCGGAGUCAGCUGCAGGAGGAGCUCGAGCGGCUGCAGGAGUUUGGAACCGUCCUGGAGUCUCUGGAGGGAAAGCUGGAGCUUUGGCAGGAGCGUCUGCAGGAGGAGGCGGCUCGGACAGCGGAGCAGUCCGGCCUCCUGGAGCUGAGCGGCCUCUCUGCUGACCUGGACGUUCUGAACGAGCAGAGCUGCAGCUUGUCGCUCGGUGACGCCGCGGCACGACGCCUGAGACGCCUCAACCAGCGCUGGGCCGACGCCUCCGCCAGAGCCGAGGAGGCCUGCAGUGAGCUGCAGGCGGAGGCCCUGAGGCGGCAGAGCUUCCAGCAGAAGUGUGAGAGCUGGAUGUCUUUCCUGCAGAGGAUGGAGGACAGCCUGGCUGUGGACGUCUCCGGCUCGUACAUCGGCCUCAGACAGCAGCUCUGCACACACAAGCGGUUUCAGGCCGAGCAGUCCACCGGUCACCAGAUCCUUCACUCUGUCAUCACUGAAGCUCUGCAUCUGCUGCAGAAGGGAGAGGUGGAGGACAGGAGUGACUUCGUCCUGAAGCUGGCCCAGCUCAGGGAGCACUGGCAGGGCGCGGUGCAGCGGGCCGACCAGCGGCACUCCCUGGUGGAGGGGCUGGUGAAGCACUGGCACCUGUACAGCCACAGCCUGAGGAAGCUGCAGAGGUUCCUGUCCGAGACGCAGACGCUCCUCCCCCCCGCAGGACCCGCCCACUGCAGCCUGCAGCAGCUACGGCGCUCCCUGCAGGACCUCCAGCACACAGAGCUGUUGUUCCAGAGGUAUCAGUGCAGCUUCAUCCACACUCUGGAAGUGGGCCGCCAGCUCUUCUCCAUGGGGGACGAGGAGACCCAGACCGGGCUGCAGACAGACCUGGCAACCCUGCAGGAGGAGUGGGACAACCUGCACAGCCUGCUGGGCCGGAGGACGGAGCUCACCGAGGCCAUCGUCAAGAACUGGGAUCUGUGCGAGGCCGGACUAGCAGACCGCAUGCUGCAGCUGAAGGACGUGAAGACCAGAAUGAACCAGUCGAUGCCAGAGUUCGACGAUGAGCUGCUGAGUGUCGAGAAAUACAACAAGGAGAACGAGGACUCGCUGGAGGACUGGGCUGAGAGCCUGACAGAGCUGAGCACCAUGAAGACGGAUCUGUCCCAGUACAUCAUCGCCGACGACGUCCUGCUGCUGCAGGAGCAGGUGGAGCACCUGCACCGUCAGUGGGAGGAACUCUGCCUCAAGGUGUCCCUGCGUAAACAGGAGAUCGCAGAUCGCCUGAACGCGUGGAUCAUCUUCAACGAGAAGAACAAGGAGCUGUGCGAGUGGCUGACGCAGAUGGAGAACAAGGUGGCGCACAACUCCGACCUCAACAUCGAGGAGAUGGUGGAGAAACUGAAGAAGGACUGCAUGGAGGAGAUCAACUUGUUCAGUGAGAAUAAAACCCAUCUGAAGCAGCUCGGAGAACAACUCAUCUCAGCCAGCAACAAGACGAAAGAGACGGAGGUCAACGACAAGCUGAAGGACGCCAACGACCGCUGGAAGCAUCUGUUUGACCACAUAGACACCAGGGUGAGGAAGCUGAAGGAGACGCUGGUGACGGUGCAGCAGCUCGAUAAGAACAUGAGCAACCUGCGGACAUGGCUGUCUCGCAUCGAGGCGGAGCUGGCCAAGCCGGUGGUCUACAACGUCUGCCACGGCGACGAGAUUCAGAGGAAACUGGCCGAGCAGCAGGAUCUGCAGCGGGACAUCGAGCAGCACACGGAGAGCGUGGCGUCGGUGCUGACGCUGUGCGACGUCCUGCUCCACGACGCCGACGCCUGCGGGAGCGACUCGGAGAACGACUCGAUCCAGCAGACAACGAGAAGUCUGGACCGACGCUGGAGGAACAUCUGUGCCAUGUCCAUGGAGAGGAGGAUGAGGAUUGAGGAGACCUGGCGUCUCUGGUGUAAGUUCCUGGACGACUUCUCUCGCUUCGAAGACUGGCUGAAGACGUCUGAGCUCACUGCAGCGAACCCGGACUCCGCCGACGUCCUCUACACCAGCGCCAAGGAGGAGCUCAAGAAGUUCGAGGCGUUCCAGCGGCAGGUCCACGAGCGUCUGACUCAGCUGGAGCUCGUCAACAAACAGUACCGCCGCCUGGCCCGAGAGAACCGGACCGACGCCGCCAGCAAGCUCAAGGUCCUGGUCCACGAGGGGAACCGGAGGUGGGACAGCCUGCAGAAGAGGGUCUCUACUGUCCUCCGCAGGCUCAAGCACUUUACCUCCCAGAGAGAAGACUUUGAGGGAACUCGCGAGGGGAUCCUGGUCUGGCUGACGGAGAUGGACCUCCAGCUCACCAACGUGGAGCACUUCUCAGAGAGCGACGUCGAAGACAAGAUGAGGCAGCUCAACGGCUUCCAGCAGGAGAUCACCCUGAACACCAACAAGAUCGACGCCCUGAUCGUGUUCGGGGAGAACCUGAUCCAGAAGAGCGCUCCUCUGGACGCCGUGCUGAUCGAGGACGAGCUGGAGGAGCUGCACUCGUACUGCCAGGAGGUGUUCGGCAGAGUGGCCCGCUUCCACCACCGCCUGGUCAACAGGCGCCCGAUUCUGGAGGAGGAGAGGGAACUGUCGGACCAGGACGACCCACCUGAUCUAACCAACAGGACGUCCUCCUGGGAGGAUGCGAGGAGGAGGAAGAAGGAGGAGGAGGAGGCUCCAUCAAUGGGUGGAGUCUCAGCUGGACGUCAGGCCGUGUGCCACCUCCUGGUUCCCCCUCUGGAGCGGUCGGGACGAGAGACCCCCGUCAGCGUGGACUCCAUCCCUCUGGAGUGGGACCACACUGUGGACGUGGGAGGAUCGUCUUCACACGAGGACGACGAGGACGGGACGUACUUCAGCGCUCUGUCAGUGAAGUCUGUGACCGACCCGCCCAGCUGGCAUCAGCCCGACUCCCCAGAGAGGAAACGAAUUCCCAGAGAAAUCAUCCGAGGCCUGAACCCGUCUCCCACGCACGCCACCAGCACUCCCUACCACCAGCAGGGCUACGCUAAGCUGAUGUCGGAGUGCAGCGGCAGCAUCAACAGUGUGAAGAGAGUGAAGCUGAUCCUGAACGACGAGGAGGAGCUGGAGGAUCCGGGUCUGACCAGCAGCACGGCGGACAAGCAGACCAGCACAGGUGUGAUCGAGCGCUGGGAGCUGCUACAAGUUCAGCAGUUCAACAACGAGACGGACAUCAAGCAGGACCUGGAGCAGUGGCAGAAGCUGAACUCUGACCUCUGUGAUGUCACUUCCUGGUUGGGACGGGUGCUGCCGGAGCUGGAGAGACUACAGCACAUCACACCGUCCACCAACACCCGAGACAUCGAGGUCAACAUCAGGAAACUAAAAGAGAUGCAGAAGACCUUCAACAGCUACAAGUGUCUGAUGAUCUCCGCCAACCUGAGCAGCCGACACUUCCUGCGGGGGGGCGACAGCGCCGAGCUGCGUGAGCUGCAGGACGCCCUCAGCUCAGCCAAUCACAGCUGGACGCAGGCCUGCGGAGGCCUGGAGAGCUGGGAGAGGAGGCUGCACUCAGGACUCAUGCAGUGUCAGGAGUUUCAUGAGACUCUUCACUCUCUGCUGUUGUGGCUCGCUCAGGCUGAGAACAAACUCAGUGUCGUGGAUGUCAGCGACCGGUUGACGCCGCGCUCCGUCCUUCUGCAGCACCGAGACACGCUGACGGCUCUGCAGGAGGAGCUGCGUGGCCACCAGCAGGAGGUCUCCUCUCUGCAGGAGAUCUCCUCUCAGCUCCUCCUGGAGGCCACGGGAGAGGAGAGCCUGGAGGCCAAGGAGAAGGUCCACGUCAUCGGCAACAAACUGCACCUCCUGCUGCGGCAGGUGGAUGCUGACCUGAACACGCUGCAGGGAAGACUGGAAACCAGCUCAACCAGCUCAGAGGUGGACAGCAUUGGACUGGGAAGACUGGGCUCUCCUCCUCCUCUGCUGCUGCACAAGGAGGAAGCUGCAGGUCUACAGGCAGCUACAGCAGGACAACUGCUGACUAAAAGGGAGGAGAGGAGAGAUUCUUCCCCACGGCGACCCUUCUUCCAUCGGGUUCUUCGAGCUGCCUUCCCCUUACACCUGCUCUUCUUCCUGCUGCUGAUUCUGGCCUGCCUGGUGCCUCUGUCUGAAGAGAACUACAGCUGUACACUGUCCAACAACUUCGCCCGCUCCUUCUACCCCAUGCUGCACUACACCAACGGCCCUCCGCCCACAUGAACACUGCCAUGACGACCAGACGAAGAGAAACGUAAUCCUGUCAGGUGGAAAUCCAAAAAUGGAGCCCUGAACAGUGUUAAUGUUCAAGUUCAAAGACACUUCUCCCUUCCGCAAAAAGAAGAAGCCCCGCCCAUCAUGUCUGAAGGCCUCAUCUUUGUUUUUUGAUUCAAAAUUUUAUUGGUGUUUUUGAAAAUAUAUUUAUUGUUUGUGGAGUUCCACAGUUAUAAAAAAAAAAAAGAAGCCAUAUCACUGGUUCGUUUGGAAGUUUUGUCAUAUUUAAAUGUAGUUUUGCGUCCCCACCAAACAUCAAUAUUUUAAUAUCUACAGAAUAUAUAUAUAUUCACUUUUGUACUUUCACUACAGACUGUUCCAAACUGAAGGAAAAAGGACAGUUUUAACCAAAGCAUCCAGAAAGCGGAGCACACUAGCCAUUUUCUACCACUGCAGCUAUUUGUACUGUUUUCAUAGAAGGAAGCCACAUUUUGUACAGAAACGUUGUUGAAUCAAGUGAUAUUUAAGAAGUGACGAUCUGUAAGAUAUGGCGGUGUAUCAUCCUCAAACAUGCCUUUUUCUAGCCAGCAGAACUACCAUAACUUUAUCAGAUAAUGUACUUUAUUUGGUGUUAUUGAUGAUUUUUGUAUAUAAUGGCAAACUACUGAGGGAUAAAUACUUUAAUUGUUGUUUCUGCAUUUGAGUUUGAGUGUGGUACUGAAAUCUAUAUUUAACAUGGGGCAAUAGUUAACAUGCCAGUGGAUUAAAAUGACAGAUAUUUUCCUAUGAUUAUGUUCCCUUUACUGCCAGUAAAUAUUUUAGCAGAUUACUGAACUGAAAAGUUUUGCAAAAGAAGUCCUCAAAUUAAAGCUGCAUUAAGUGAUUCUUGACCACUAGGGGGCAGAAAGAGUCUUGACGCACCCCUCAUAGAGCAAUAGCUAAUAAACUUUAAAAUAUAGUUUAUGGUUGAUGCUGUAAUAAACAUGAAUGAUUUACCUGAACACUGCUUUAAAACACUUGUCAGUCAUGUAGUUGAAGGACUGCUGUCACAAUGUGACGAGCCAGAACAUGAAUGUAAGUGAUCCUUUGGGCAUUGAAUGUAGCUGUGUAUAUGCACAAUCAAAGAUCUUUAAAUGUUUUUCAUUUAUAAUGUUAAUAUUAUUGAUCAUAAAUGUCAAUAAGGGAGAAUGAUUUGAUUUGAAAACUCAGUGUUUGAUUCUAUGUUGUACAUAAUCUCCGCCUCACACUCAGCAGAAAGAAACAACAAAAGGUGUGUAAAGUUUGAUUUAUUUUGUGAACUAUUAUUUAUGGGAUGUAUAGAUUGUCAUUUUUGAUUGACAAUAAACUG